Molecule: messenger RNA, 369 nt
Organism: Fulvia fulva
Lineage: Eukaryota; Fungi; Ascomycota; Dothideomycetes; Mycosphaerellales; Mycosphaerellaceae
Product: DNA-directed RNA polymerase I subunit RPA12
Exons: 2
Coding region: 1-369 (122 amino acids)
Biological process (GO): DNA-templated transcription; termination of RNA polymerase I transcription
Cellular component (GO): RNA polymerase I complex
Molecular function (GO): nucleic acid binding; DNA-directed RNA polymerase activity; zinc ion binding
Source: RefSeq, a predicted model, not a curated record
AUGGCUGCCAUUGGCUCGCUAGUCUUUUGCAUGGACUGUGGUAACCUCCUCGAGUCGAACACUGGACGCAAAGCGUAUAUCAGUUGCGAUGUCUGUGGUGCUCAGAACAAAGACACAUCCUCAAAAGUCGUAACAUCUCACUCCAAACCUUCAGCAUUCCCUUCCGCCCUCCGGACACGCCUUCGCUCAGAUGUACAGGAGAUCUCAGAAGCCGACCGCCAAACCGAAGUCAUCAUCAAGCACACCUGUGAGAACUGUGGCAACGACGAAGUCAAGUUCUACACGAUGCAACUACGAUCUGCCGACGAAGGAAGCACUGUGUUUUAUACAUGUCUGAAGUGCAAUCAUAAGUGGAACACUAACAACUGA